GACACGCAGUGUUUAUUGCUCUGUGAGAGAAAAAUCACGGAGAGGAGAGGAGAGAACAGAACAGAGCGGACGAAGCCGCUCAAAGCGGACACCGCCGUCAUCAUGAUCCUCUGGACGGAAACGACGACGUGACGCUCGCGUGUUUGUUUUGUUUUGUUUGUUUGUUUGUUUCCACCCCCGUCGCAUCGCGUGCGUUCUCGUGUUCGAACCCUCGCGCGCUCGGUGGUUUCUCAGCUCGUGUAUCAAUAAUAUUUGGUGCAAGCGCACCUGUCCUGAUCCGUCCUGCGCGUGCCGUCAUGAUGCGCACACCGGCCAUGGCGCUGCUGCUGCUCCUCGGCUGCUCGUGCUCAUGCUCGUGCAGCGGCUCGACUCUCGGAGCUUCUCCAUCCGCCGCGGCACCGUUAGAUUUCGGCUCGGUACCUGGAGGAGUUUAUGAAACCGUCGCGUAUUACGAGCCCGGCCCGAUCGGCCUGCUGUUCAACAUGAUGCGCGCCUUCCUGCACGUGGUCCAGCCGAACCCGUUCCCUCAAGAUCUCGUCAUCCAAGUGGCAAAGGACAAGUUCGGAGCCAUCAAGUCUGAGUACCAGAAGCCAGAGAACAUUGUUCUGACACUGCAGGUGAUUUACUAUGAGCUGGGCUUUGUGGUGUGUGCGGUCCUGGGGAUUCUCUUCAUUGUGCUUGUACCGCUGGUCGGAUUGCUCUUCUGCAUGUGCCGCUGCUGCGAUAACUGCGGUGGAGAGAUGCACCAGAGACAAAGGAAAAACGCAGACUGUCAGAGAGGACUGCUUACCACGCUCCUGCUCACCACCACCUUCAUCAUCACUGCUGGGGUCUUGUGUGCAUAUGCAGCCAAUCAGAACCUGAGUUCUCAGUUGAAGACCAUGAGGAAGCUCGUCAACAGUAACCUGCGAGAUCUGUACACCGUUGCCAAUAACACACCAGCGCAAAUCGAUCACCUGAUAUCUCAGUACGGAACCGCCAAGAACCAGGUGCUCUGUGAUCUGGACAAUGUAGGUCAGUUAUUGGGUGGAAAGAUACAUGAAGAGCUCGGAAAAGUGGUGCUUCCUGCCCUGGACGAGGCACAGAACAUGGCUGGAGUGAUGCAGGACACUAAGGAGGCUCUGGAGAACGUGACCGUGACGUUGCGGGUUCUACAGGAGGGCACGGCGCAGCUGCAGUCUAACCUGAGCAAGGUGCGAGUGGACAUCACGAAUACCCUCGACAACCAGGUGUGCACUCAAUCAUUUUCACCCAUCUGCAGCAACAUCCUCAGCUCGCUCAGCCAACUGGAGAUCAGCGCUAACUACUCAGCGCUGCCUGGUGUGAGUGAGCAGUUGGACAAAGUGAAUGACGUUUUGAAGACCGACCUCAGCCAGAUAGUUCACAAGGGGUUUUUAGCCUUCAAUGACACCCCAACCAUGGUAACAAACCAGACCAGAAAUGUAGCUGAAGGAGUCCGAGGUUUGUUGGAUGGCAUCGGCAACAACAUCACCAGAUUCUCCAAGCUGUUUCCGGUGCAGACUACUCUGAACAACGUCACCAUUUUCAUCAGUCACACACACUCACAAAUCGAGGAUCUUUAUCCAGAGAUCGACAAAAUGGACUUCUAUAGGUGGAUUGGGUGCAUCACACUGUGCUGCAUGGUGGCGCUUAUCUUAGCCUUCAACUUCCUCGGUCUUCUGUGUGGAAUCCUGGGAUUUGACAAACACGCCUCUCCUACUACCCGCGGCUGGGUGUCUAACACCGGAGGAAACCUGCUGAUGGCUGGUGUGGGCUUCAGCUUCAUGUUCUCCUGGGUGCUCAUGGGAGUGGUGACGGUGACGUUUGUGGUUGGGGGCAAUGUCGAGAAACUGGUGUGUGAGCCUUUCCACUCCAGAGAGCUUUUCAAGGUGUUGGACACUCCAAAUAUGGUGAACCCUUCAUGGAAGCACUUCAUCCCUGGCUACCUGUAUAAUGAUCCAGAAAUGGAUCUCACUGUGGAAGACAUUUACAGUAAGUGUAAGGAGAACCGUGGGAUUUAUUCCGCCUUCCAUCUGGAUAAAGUUCUCAACAUCUCAGCCUUGCUCAACAUCAGCUUGUACACUAAGGACGUGUCUAAGAAGUUCGACGGCCUGAAGGUGGAUCUGAAGACGAUCGUCCUGCUGGAUGCAGAGGGCAAAGAGAACCUCAUCAGCUUCACCGAGACUAGCAUUAAAGACAUCGACUUUGCAGCGUAUAUAGAGGAGCUCAAUAAAGGAGUGACCCGAGUCGACUUGCUGUUGUUCGCCAGUGAGCUGGAUGCUGACGCUGACCAACUGCCUAAGGGAUCUGUACAGAAUUCAAUCAAGGGCCACGCUAACACACUGCGACAGAUCUACGCCAAGCAGGUCAUCCCUCUUCAGCAGUCCAUGAAAUAUGUUAGCGCAAGGAGCACUAUGAACCACAGCAUCAGGUUUCUGGAGAGGACCGCCUCAGAUCUAUCAAACAAAAUACCAGAAAUACUUCGCGCCGUUGAGGCGGCGCAGAAUCUCAUCUCGCACAACGCAAGUUUUGCUGUCAAUCAGGAAAGUGAGAAAUACAAGCAGACCAUCAUUGGCUACUUCAAACAGUAUAUAGAUUGGAUCAAGACAUCACUGACGAUGGAAGUGGCCACAUGCAAACCUGUUAGCAACAUCGUAGACACUGCAGAGAUUCUGGUCUGUGGCUUCUUCUUCGAUUCGAUGAACACGUUCUGGUUCGGUUUGGGCUGCUCUGCGCUCUUCCUACUGCCCAGCGUCAUCCUGUCCGUAAGGCUGGCCAAGUUCUACCGCAGAAUGGACACCGAAGACGUCUAUGACGACAUUGACACAAUUCCCAUGAAAACUAUGGAAAUUGGUAAUAAUGGUUAUUAUAAUGAACAUAUACAAGGUAUCCAAAACCCUGUAAUGUCAAGCCUCCCUGCCUAUGACACUAUGACUCGAUUCCCACGAGCCUCAGCGCCCCCUCGCCAUGGCGACUGGUGACACCAAGGAGGAACCUUUUGUUUUUUUUCUCCUCAGUACUCCACAAAGUGCUGCUGGAAACUGACUGAAACUCUAGACUACCCACUUAAUGAACAUCAGUCCCAGAUUAGAGUGGGGGAUGGGAUCAGAAGAGGAUGCCCAGACACAACAACCGCAACCUGGGCUUCGUCUUCACUUUCCACUCUUCACUGAGUUUCAAGUUUAUUAGUGACUAAUAAAUUAGCAACUCCAACACUGGAACUUUUAUGAACUUUACAUGGAUGGAUAUUUUUUCUUUGGCAAACAUCACAUCAGACCGCUAGAGCAAAUUAUGGAGUCAGGGACAUGAACAUACAUCAUUCAGCCACUAUAUACAGUAGAUACACAAAUCCGUGUUUACAGUCAUUGUGCAGUCAGGUUCUUUUUUUGUGCAACUUCGACAUUCUACGUUCAUUUUUAAUCUCCUGAAUUUACCUCUCCAGCUUGUCUGAGGGACAAGUUUGGAGGGUUGUUUUUUUUUCUUCGUAUAAGGCAUUAACUACCUGCAGCACAAACUGCUGUUUAAAGGGACCAUGUCAUUUUUGAGCCAACAACCUUGUUGAAUAUAUAUAUAUAUAUAUAUAUAUAUAUAUAUAUAUAUAUAUAUAUAUAUAUAUAUAUAUAUAUAUAAAUUAAUGUGUGUAUAUAAAGACAUGCUUGUAUAUGUGCUAACACUGUUGUGAUGAUGCAAUAUGGGAUCGCUGUUGAGCCAUGCAGAGGCUGAAUGAACUGUUGCCUUCAUGUUUAUGGUAUAGUUAACGUCACCCUGAAAUCGUACGUAAGAGAACGUUCUUCUUUGGCGGACAAGUAGCCAUCCUUGUCACUUCUGUGUCUUGAAAUGUUCAAAGAUCAAUUUUGUAUGUAUAUAAUACCAUCUCUAACUUUUUAGAGGAAAUAACAAUGUGGCAGUUUUGAUGUAAUUUAGUUUCUAUGGACGAACAUUUUUAAAGCACUGCCCUCCUUAUGAUACUAACAAAAGCUCAUGAGCUGGAGUUUGUAGGCGAAGUAAGCAUAGAACUCUCCACACACAAAAUAUAUAUAUAUAUAUAUAUAUAUAUAUAUAUAUAUAUAUAUAUAUAUAUAUAUAAAUAUAUAUAUAUAUAAAUAUAUAUAAACAUCACUGAUGCCAAAUCGUAUUUUUGUAGAUCUCAGGACACUUAGCUAUUAUGAAUCCUGUUUUUCUUGGCAAUUUCAAAUGAUCACUGGCAAACUAUCGAAGUGUGAAUGUAACACGUCACUGUAAGAAAAGGAAAAAAAAGCCUGUGUAAUUUUUAAAACAAGUGGUACCAGGAGCAAAUUUAUUUCACUGCUCGUUUGUUGCUAGGCCUUCAAAUUUCUGUGUGUGAUAAUAAUAAUGUCAGGUGCUAGAUAUUUUUUGAUCAUAACUGUUCAUUAUGUGAGAAUUAUAUAUGAUAUGACAGUGUUAUGCAGGCCUUGAAUAAAAUGUUUACCUGAUUUCGUACACCCCA
This is a messenger RNA of Ictalurus punctatus (channel catfish), 4468 nucleotides long. It is a transcript of the gene prom1a, whose product is annotated as prominin 1a. Gene Ontology annotation, molecular function: cholesterol binding. The coding region runs from base 297 to 2981 and encodes 894 amino acids. The transcript is spliced from 29 exons. The record is from RefSeq and is a predicted model, not a curated record. NCBI's taxonomy places the organism in Eukaryota, Metazoa, Chordata, Actinopteri, Siluriformes, Ictaluridae. Gene Ontology annotation, cellular component: microvillus; cilium; apical plasma membrane.